This is a messenger RNA of Rhipicephalus microplus (southern cattle tick), 1530 nucleotides long. RefSeq lists its product as uncharacterized. The record is from RefSeq and is a predicted model, not a curated record. Lineage: Eukaryota; Metazoa; Arthropoda; Arachnida; Ixodida; Ixodidae.
AUGCGACGAGCUAACGAGCAGCUGAGGAAAGAAAACGCGCAGCUUAAGCAAGAAAUGAGCACGCUAACUGCGGAGAUUGCGGAGAUUAGAAAGCUCGCGUCCUCGCCACCUUCGGCGCAGCCCGCCCCAGACCCGGUCGCCAUGGAUACGUCUGAGGCACUUCACAGGACGAAAACAUUUAAGGUGGUCGACUGGGGAGUUUUCCGCAAAGUCAGAGCUGAAAAAGCACCGACGGCUGGGGCAGACUCUGAAGGCUGGUACAAAGAAAUCAGAGAUGACGCCACGGCAGCGACCAAGGAGGUCGUCACUGACCUCUAUGUUGAAAACAUGGACAGCAGGAUGGCCCACCUACUAGAAGCCAAGCAAGCCCUGCUCACGAGGUGGAAGAGACAGAUGCAUAACAGGAGGCUCCACAAGAAGGUUUCUGAGGCCUCCCAACCUCGGCCAGGGGGCGCUGCGCCGCACGCAUUUGGCUACCUGGACGAGCCAGCUUUCACGAGUUUGGCUGACGCGGAGAAGGCGAGCUUCGUGUGCAGGCUGCGCGAGGCACUGAAGGCGGCAAUGCGGCGCAUGGAGGGUAGCAUUGAGGGGCUGCAGGGGGAGCUGAGGGUGGAACGGGAGCAGAUGAUGGAACUUCAAAAACAGCUCGAAGCGUCGCGUGAGCUGGAGGAGGCUACCGCCAGCCUAUUAGAGCAAAUGAAAGGCGGCCUUAAAAAAGAGCUGGAAAGACGAACCGAGCUCGAGCAGCGGGCUCCGCGAACAUACAGCUCUGUGGCGCGGCAGCCCACGAGCAGGGCAGAAACACAGGACACAUGGCAGAGAGAGAAACAAGUGAAUCAAACAGGGGCUCCAUCGCAAACAGAAAGCCAGCAAUUGGAGCGUAGAAGGGUCCUAGUGGUGGGGUACUAUAACUUGGCCAGGGUUAGGUAUGGCGUCUCCAUGACAGUGAAGGGAGAUGGGAGAGUGAGGGUGGAGGCCCAGUCAGGGAAGUGCAUGGUGAAUGCACUAGCCAAAGCUCAGGAGGUUGUAGAUGACAACAUUCGGGAAAAUCUCAUCAUUAUUCAUGCUGGCCUUAAUGAUGUGCUCAAAGGAAAGACUCAGAACCUUCAAAGACAGUUAGAGGGUGGGAUGCGUAAACUCGGAGAUGCCUCUGAGAGUGUGCAUGUGACCAUAUGCUCAGUUCAAGAGGUCUGGGGGCAGUCUCGUGAGAUUGAAAGGAGGGCAGUGGAGGCCAACUGUAUGAUCAAGAGUAUGAGCGGGCAGCUUGGAUACAGCGUAGUGGAGGUGAACCAAGACGUGUACGAGCCCGGCGCUAGCUCCUUUGCACAAGAUGACAUUCAUUACAGUGGUGCGCCGGGCAGGAGGGUUGGCAGUACAAUAGGUCCUCAAGCCACGGCUUUUUUAGGGGGAUCCAGAGCCCUGAAGCCAACAGGAAUACCAAUAUUCAAGCCACGGGGGGUGUGGUGGCAAGCCGCUUGUCUAGCUGAGGAGCGGCUUGUAAACCCUAGCAACACGUAUGCAGAGUGCUAG